AGAAAAGCAAAUAAGAUUGAAAUAAUGCGUGGAACAACGAACCCUCUUGUUGUUGGACGUGUAAUAGGAGAUGUGGUGGAACCAUUUGCAUGUUCGAUUCCUCUGAGAGUUGUGUACAACCAUAACAAAGAAGUGAUCAACAGUGGUGAACUCAAACCCUCCCAAAUAAUCAUCCCUCCAAGAGUUGAGGUUGGUGGAGAUGAUCUCAGGACCCUUUACACUUUGGUCAUGGUGGACCCUGAUGCACCCAGCCCAAGUAACCCAACUAUGAGGGAAUAUCUUCACUGGAUGGUAAUCAACAUUCCAGCAACAACAGGGACAAACUUUGGAGAAGAGAUUGUGAGUUAUGAAAGUCCAAGACCAACAUCAGGGAUUCAUCGUUUAGUAUUUGUGUUGUUUAAACAACCUGGUAGACAGUCCAUACAUGCUCCUGGGUGGCGUCAAAAUUUCAUCACCAGAGAUUUUGCCGAAUAUUACAAUCUUGGACCACCAGUUGCUGCUAUCUACUUCAAUUGCCAACGUCAAUCUGGUUCUGGGGGAAGGAGACUCAUCUUAUAAUCAUCAUCAUAGAGAUUUAUAUGUACUAUACAAGUCUAAGUUUCAUACUAAAAUAACAUAAGAUCUUUGAUGGAGAGUAUAAGUGUUUAGAACUUAGGUUAUCAGAAUGAGAUUUUCAUAAAUAGAACGUGAAGUAUGUAUUUGGUUGGUAGCUUUAUGUAUCAAGCGAUGUCACCUUUAUUAGAAGUUCGACAUUGAAUAUAAAUAA
Messenger RNA from Vigna unguiculata (cowpea), 766 nucleotides. Its product is annotated as protein FLOWERING LOCUS T 1-like. The record is from RefSeq and is a predicted model, not a curated record. NCBI's taxonomy places the organism in Eukaryota, Viridiplantae, Streptophyta, Magnoliopsida, Fabales, Fabaceae.